Cinara cedri is the source of this 888-nucleotide messenger RNA. NCBI's taxonomy places the organism in Eukaryota, Metazoa, Arthropoda, Insecta, Hemiptera, Aphididae. The record is from the annotation of a GenBank genome assembly.
AUGGACGAUAAAAUGUGGCGACUAAAACCAAAUCCUUUGAAAACUGCAUUAUCCUUGUUUCACAUUAACAACAGAGCGGCAAACGUAAAGCUUACCGUCAGAUUUUUUGGUCAUCGAAUAAAACUCGAUAAAGUUUCGGUCUAUUUAGGCGUUACAUUAGACCGUACUUUAACAUACAAACACCGCUUGGAAAAAAUAGCAUCUAAAUUGAAAACUAGAACUACAUUAAUCUCAAAAUUAACCGGGACCACUUGGGAGCCAAUACUCAGGUCCUCCGUACAUCCACCAUGGCAUUACUCUUCUCGGUAGCUGAGAUUACUGCUCUCCGGUUUGGGGAGGAAGUACCCACUGCAGAUUAGUUUACACGGAAAGGACUUUGCAUAAUAACUAGCAAAGUAGUAGUAACUAGUAAAGUCUACACAAAUACAGUGGUUACCAGUAUUGGCCAAUACCGGACCCCCUCAUAUGCGCCGGCAGAAUAUUGUAUUGCGAAUUGCAGACAAAAUAAAAAAUAAAGCAGAAUUACCAAUUCACGAGGAUGAAGUCGUAACGCCAAGACUCAAGUCUCGUCAUUCUUCUCUUGCCAGUGUUAGACUAAUAAAGAAUCAUAGAUGCCUUCAACCAGACCCAUGGAAGGAAGAAUGGAAAAGCGAUAUCUCCACUAAUGUAUUCUUAGAAGUUAAUGUAUACAGUAAACCACCAGGGUCGGACCUUCCCCGUAGAUUGUGGACCAGGCUGAAUCGCAUACGAACAGGUCAAGGUCGGUGUAAUUACUUAUUGCACAAGUGGAAAAUCAAGGCAGACCCUAAAUGCGACUGUGGUGCAAAAAAGCAAACGAUGGAACACAAGUACGAAAAGAGGAAAUUUCAUGGAACCUUAGUAGUAUAA